AACAGAAAAACCGGAACGAAAAUGGCGAUAACGCUCCGCUCUCCGCCUUGCUUCGCCACCAGGCUCCACCACCGCUUCCACCCCUCCCUCGCCGCGAGCAGAAGCGUCGCCGUCAAAUCCCAGAACCCGUCGAGCGGUGAGAAUCCGACCGCCGACACCGACGAGCCGCCGUCCCCCGCCGCGGCUCCGCCCCAGAAGCCCGCGGCGCCGCGGCUGGGGUUCGGCUCGAGCCCUCCGCCUUCGAGCAAAUCGAGCUCCGCCGCGGUUACCGGCAAGAAAAGACUGAGAGGGAAGAGAGAGAGAGCGUCGAUCGUUCGGCGGACGCCUGUCGAGAAGCCCGCGUUCAUUUCGAAGGAGGACGAGGGAAAAGCGGAGGAGCAGAGGAGGAACGAGAGCGCGUUCCUUCUUACUUGGUUAGGUCUUGGCGGAAUCAUCCUCGUCGAGGGCAUUGCUCUCGCGGCUUCCGGCUUCUUGCCAGAUGAGUGGGACAAAUUUUUCGUGAAGUAUCUGUAUCCAUCUUUCACCCCAACGGUUGGCCUGUUUGUUGCUGGAACUGUUGUAUAUGGCGUUCAGAAGUACCUACAGAAUGAGGAUCUUGAAGCCAAAGAAUGAGUUCCAAUUGAUGCUCGCAGGUCCGUGGCUCUCAUUUUACUGUGGAAGGCAGCUCAUGCAUAUUGUGGAAGAGGUAGGCCUAGUCCACUUGCCUCUCAUAAAUUAUAUUCCAGAGCUGACUAAUUCAAGGGACGGGUUAAUUGAAGCAACUCUUGCACUUCUUGGGUCAUGAGCAUUGGGGUAUUACUAGCGAGGAAAAUGGGUCAUCUAGUUGUUUCAUUGACACUCUUUGUUAACUGCAUGACCUGUUCACUCUGGUAGAAAUACACUUAAAGCACGUUGCAUUAACAAAUUAUCUGGACGUACCCAUCUACCCUGUGUCAUAUGCACAGAUCAUCCUUUUGUCCAGCAUGCGUCAGUUACCAAGCCUUGUAAUUGUUUCUGAACCUUGCCAUUAUUGAUUCUGCUUUAA
Eucalyptus grandis is the source of this 1024-nucleotide messenger RNA. Its product is annotated as protein LOW PSII ACCUMULATION 2, chloroplastic. The record is from RefSeq and is a predicted model, not a curated record. Gene Ontology annotation, cellular component: chloroplast. Lineage: Eukaryota; Viridiplantae; Streptophyta; Magnoliopsida; Myrtales; Myrtaceae. Bases 22 to 612 code for a protein of 196 amino acids. The transcript is spliced from 3 exons.